AUGUUUUAUUUUUAUAAUUUCAAUCAAGUACGUCAAGUUACACUUGGUGCUUAUCUACGGAGAAUGGGCCGCAGAAACCGCAAUGUUAAUAAAUUCGCUCAACGCAAGCGAGAGCGGCGAGAACAGGAAAAAAAUCCACAAGAGAAGCCUGUUGGUGACACACGUAAGCACUAUGAGGAGAUAGUCCGGGAAAAUGCUGCUUUUGAAGAGUAUUAUAAAACUCAAAAAGUGUGUCCUGAAGAAGAAUGGUCUACUUUUAUGAAAACCCUCAAAGAGAACUUGCCGACAGCGUUCCGCAUCACAGGUUCUAAAUGUGAGGCUGCUGCUUUAAUGAAUAUUGUGAAAAGUGAAUAUUUCUCAGAGAUAUUAAACAUGAAAUUACAAGUGGAUGGGCAAAAUGAAGAAGAGGAAAUCAAACCAAUAAAUCUGCCAUGGUAUCCAGGAGGGCUAGCAUGGCAACUCCGCCUGUCCCGCAUGGACAUCCGUCGCAGCGAACCUCUGUACAAGCUCCACAACUUCUUGGUGGCAGAGACCGCAGCUGGUGGAGUGUCGCGGCAGGAAACAGUGUCUAUGAUACCCCCUGUGGUGCUUGAUGUACAACCUCAUCAUAAGGUGCUAGACAUGUGUGCAGCUCCCGGUUCGAAAACAGCUCAGCUAAUAGAAUUUCUUCAUGCUGAUGAAGACAAAACUCCAACGGGUUUUGUGAUGGCCAACGACGUUGACAACAGCCGCUGCUACAUGUUGGUACAUCAAGCCAAACGGCUUAAUUCGCCCUGCAUCCUCAUCACCAACCACGACUCUGCUGUUAUGCCAUCACUCGUCAUAAAUGAUGAACAGAAUCCGGGCAGUACGAAGCCACUUAAAUUCGACCGCAUUCUUUGCGACGUGCCGUGCUCGGGCGAUGCGACAUUACGCAAGAAUCCGGAUAUUUGGCUGAAAUGGUCCACUGGCAACGGAAACAAUCUACACGGAAUCCAAUAUCGCGUGCUACGACGGGGUUGUGAGCUGCUAGCCGAGGGCGGUAGACUAGUAUACUCCACAUGCUCCUUCAACCCGGUGGAGAACGAAGCUGUAGUGCACAGACUGCUGCAGGAGACUGGAGAUGCUGUGAAACUGGUUGACGCUGCGCCUAUGUUGCCGGGACUUAAGUUUCACAAAGGUAUGACAUAUUGGCGACCCGCGUCCAAGGACAUGGUGUUCUACGACGAGUAUGAAGACGUGCCCGAGAAAUGGCAGACCGUUGUACGACCGCAAAUGUUCCCGCCAAAGACGGAAGACUUGCAUAAGUACAACUUAGACAAAUGCAUUAGAAUUCUACCACACCAUCAAGACACCGGUGGGUUCUUCGUAGCAGUCUUCGAAAAAGUCUCAUCACUGCCUUGGGAGAAAGAAGAGAAGCCUCAACCACAAACAGAAGGAACCGAGAACAAAGCAGACGAUAAAAAGGAACCGCCGAAAAAGAAGAGAAGAAUGGGUGGCUUCAGAGAAGACCCGUUUGUGUUCUUCUCCGGUGAUAGCGAAGAUGUGUUCCCUUCUAUUAAAGAGUAUUAUGAAUUGAACCCAGAUUUUGAUUCCACUUGCCUUCUUACAAGAUGCCACGUGGGUAAGAAGAAGAAUAUCUAUCUGGUAUCGCCCGUGGUCAAAGACGUGGUACAAAGAAAUGAAAACAGUAUAAAGAUAAUCAAUACUGGUGUAAAAACGUUCGUGAGAUGCGACAAUAAGAAUAUGACAUGCCCGUUCAGAUUGUCACAAGAAGGUCUGCAAAGCGUAUUACGUUGUAUAGGCCCUAAGAGACGCGUGCGCAUCCUCAAGCAAGACUUGAUCACGGUACUACAAAACGACAACCCAAGCAACCCGCCAGACCUGAAGGUCUUUUCGGAACACACGCAGAAUCUGGUCAAGGACCUUGCGACGGGUAGCUGCGUACUAGAGUACCAAGACCUGGAAUCGAACCUGCAGCUGACGCUAGUCGGGUGGCGAGGCGUGCACUCGCUGCGAGCUUACACCGCCACCCCCGACACCGUGCACUAUCUGAGGCUAUUGGGGGCCGAUUACAGCAAAUAUGAUGUUAAUAAAUUCAAGAAAGCCUCCGAAGUGCCUGAUACCGAAGCAGAUUCCGGCGUUGUGACCGAAACUGCCGAUGCUACCGAACCCGCAGAAAAGAACGGAACGACGGAGAGCGAAGCACAAAGUACCAGUAGCUAGUAUUCAUAUAUUUUAUUAGUACGACUAAAGACAUUAAGAAAGAAUCAUCACGAAAUGUCCGAAAUAGGUACUUAUUUUUAUUGUCAUUGUCAUACUAUUUCAUUUCCGAUUUUAAAGAAUAUAAGCUUAAUAAAUGACCCCGAGAUAUCUUAAAUAUGAUAUGCCGCCACUUCUUGGCUAUUCGUAUUUGCUAUUUGUAAACUUGGCAACAUUCUGACCUUACUCCUUAUCACUCUUUAAUAGGAAUGAAAAGUACAGAAUGAUAUCAUUUUGACAAAUAGCAAACACAAAUAGCCAAAUGAAGUGCUGGCAUAAAA
Chilo suppressalis (striped riceborer) is the source of this 2522-nucleotide messenger RNA. The record is from the annotation of a GenBank genome assembly. NCBI's taxonomy places the organism in Eukaryota, Metazoa, Arthropoda, Insecta, Lepidoptera, Crambidae.